This is a messenger RNA of Drosophila ananassae, 2726 nucleotides long. RefSeq names its product zinc finger protein 239 (gene Clamp). The coding region runs from base 295 to 1989 and encodes 564 amino acids. Gene Ontology annotation, molecular function: RNA polymerase II cis-regulatory region sequence-specific DNA binding; DNA-binding transcription factor activity, RNA polymerase II-specific. Lineage: Eukaryota; Metazoa; Arthropoda; Insecta; Diptera; Drosophilidae. The transcript is spliced from 7 exons. Gene Ontology annotation, biological process: central nervous system development; regulation of transcription by RNA polymerase II. Gene Ontology annotation, cellular component: nucleus. The record is from RefSeq and is a predicted model, not a curated record.
UCGGGUUUCAGAAAAUACUUCGGCAUAACUGCUAGAUAGAGGAGAGAACACGCAGAAAAGUGCUGGAAUUUGUCAGAACCAAAAAAAACAAUAAUAAAAACUUUGCUCGUUGUGAACUAAGUGUACGAACAAAAUACAGAUUGUAUUUACUUUUUUUUCAUUUAAAUCUCAAAAACAUAAGUUUACAUAAAACAUUAUACAAAUUUACUUCAGUGGGCGUUGCGAUACGCACAUAGGAUUUCUUUUGGCGAGUGACCUGGUUGCGUAAAGGGUAAAUUGUGACUUGCCGACACAAUGGAAGACCUCACUAAAAAUAUAAUCUUCACAAAUGCAAUCAACGGGCAACCGGCUACAAUUCAGUACCAAACUGCUGAUGGCACUAUUCUUAAGCAGCCAAAGAUUGAGGGACAAAAAACUGAACAACCAACCUUCUACUACACAACAAAUGGAAACGGAGGGACCGUCAAUCUCGCCCAGCUUGCCACCACGGAUGAUAACAAAACCUGCUAUAUAGCCCAGCCAGUGGGUGGAUACAAUUAUGCCUUGGUGAAUGGGAUGCCGCUUAAUCAGGGCACGGCGUUAGGCAUCGCAACCGUGGAUGCCCAAGGGCGCAUUCAAAUCGUCAAUCAAAACAAGCCAAUUACAGCUAACACAAUAUCUAACAUCAGCUUUAAGUGCGAUGUCUGCUCGGACAUGUUUCCCCACCUUGCUUUACUUAACGCUCAUAAGCGAAUGCAUACAGAUAGUGAACAACAACAGCAACAGCACACCUCUCAGCAAGGUGGAGACUCUAUAGCUGUCGUCAACGCCCAGGGGUUGGUGCAAGCUCAAAAUAUUAUUAACAAUGGUCAAAUGGGUCAAAUACAGAUAGUGGCAUCUGACUCGCUUGAGCCAGUUCAGCAGCCUGUAAUGCAGCAGCAUGAUUCCAAAGCAAGCAAGUGCAUAAGUUGUGGAGGCCCUAUUCUGCAGCAAUCCAAACGAAAGGGCCCGAAGCAGGUCAGAUGUGAAUCCUGCAUGCAAGCCGAGCAAGCGGCUCAGCAGCAGCAACAGCAGCAGCUUUUUGUUGCACAAGACGGCCAAAUGGCUCAUCCAGUGCAAAUCAUAUCAACUACACCCCAGGCCCAGGCUCAGUUACAGCAAAUUGUGGCCUCCCAGACAGGGGGUACAACCCCGAAAAGGGAACCGACCAGUGGAUCCGGCCACCACCCAGUAAAAAAACGAAAUUCGCAGCAGAUGACCAAAUGUCAAAAGUGUAACGGAUCCGGCAUGGUGAUCGUGGGGCAGCACUCUCACGGGGGCCUUAGUGGAGCUGGAGGCUCAGUUAAACAAACGGUCACUGUAAAAACUGAGUGUUCGUCUUGCAGAAAUCCAUCGAAACCGUUUAGCUGUAAUAUAUGUGGUGGACUUUUUUCACGGUAUUCGAGCCUUUGGUCUCAUAAAAAGCUACAUAGUGGUGAAAAAAACUACAAAUGCAGCAUCUGUGGACUUGCUUUUGCCAAAGCUGUUUAUCUGAAGAACCACGCACGUAUUCAUACGGGCGAAAAGCCAUACAAAUGCCAAACCUGCGGUAUGCAGUUCUCCCAAUCGCCACAUCUUAAAAAUCACGAACGUACGCACAGUGGUGAGCGACCAUACGUGUGUGGGGUUUGUGAUAAAGGAUUCGCCCGACACGCAACACUUUGGAACCAUAGGCGAAUUCACACAGGCGAAAAGCCGUAUAAGUGUGAGAUUUGUGGUUCGGCAUUCUCGCAGGCUGCGCAUCUAAAAAACCAUGCCAAGGUCCAUUCCGGUGAAAAGCCAUACAAAUGUGAGAUAUGUUCGGCUGCGUUCGCUGAUCGCUUUGCUCUUAAGCGACACCGUGGCAUACAUCAGAAAUACGGGCAAACAGCGCCCCGCCAAUCUGGUGGAGAGGGGAUGAUAGUGCACAAGCAGGAGAUACCUGAUAUGGAUGACGAAGCUCAGCAGGAGGUUAUCAUUGGAGGAUUAUAGAUAAAAGCAACGAAUUCAAAUGCUAAGGCGGUAGACUGUUUUGCGAAAUUGGCAACACAAGGGGUACCAUGUUGUACACCUGAAGAGUACCCCGCUCAUUCAUACCAUGGUAACUAUUAUUAUCAGUUGCCACUGCCUCCCAUAGUCUCAAUCCCAGAACAACCCCAAGACGCUGCUUUCGAUCCAGGGAGAUAUUAAUGUGGUAUUUCAAAUUUGCGAAACCGCUGGCACUACCAACUAGGCAUUGCAUAGAAUAUGAAUAUAUUAAUAUUUUUUUACUCUAGCUUUCUUUUAGUCCACGAAAUUUGGAGAAACCCAAAAACGCUUUUUUACGUUAAACAAACGAAUGAACCUAUUUAUUUGGUAGCCUGUAACAUACACGUAAACAUACCUAUAAAUAUUAAAAGUAUAUAUGUACCAUUAUAUAUAUAUGACAGUAUAUAUAAGUGUUAUAGUUUAUUUCCGUAUACUAAUUUUAGGUGUAAUCAAUUGGAUUUAUAAGAAGGGUGUGGGUUGGGGUAAACAAAAUAGAUCCGAAGUAAAAAUACGUAAAAAUCUACGCAAUAUAUAUUAUUUAUAUAAUAUAUAUAUAGGUAUUUAUAUAAAUAUAUAUGAGCGCGUUUGAAUAAAAUAUUAGAGUUAAGCUAAGCCCCUUUAAAAUACAGCUUAUGUAUAUUUAGUAAGUAUUAUAAACAGAAAAAUAAAUUUUUGAAUAAAAUAAAAAUUUUAAUAUAAUA